UCUGUGCACACCUCUGCUAAUGUCCACAUCCUGCUAAGAUUGUGCUUGCUGUCCUGCUGACGUGCUGUUUCACUGCUGCAGCUGCAACAACAUGGCUAAAAUGUUCCGUACCCUUACAGUCUUAAUCACUGCAUUCAGCAUAUUACAAGGUACAGGUACGACUGCUCAACCAACAACAACAGUUCAACAAGGUACGACUGCUCUACGAACAACAACAACAACAACAACAGUUGGAAAAGAUGUCACCACUGAAACGCACCAUCCAUCAAGCACAGCAUCUUUGUCCACCCGUGCUACCAUUGUGACUAAUUCUCAAAGCACAGCUUUGAAUGAAACACCUCCAACAAACAGCACAUCUCCUCAAACAAGUAUCCAUCUAACAACCACAUCUUCACAGUCACACACAUUGUCACAUGGCAAGAUCACCACCACUGACCAAAACAAUACGACUAUAGCUGUCAGUAACAGCAGUGGAACCACUGCUUUAAGGACCACCAAACUCACUACUGAAGAACACAAUGAGACAGCUGCUUCGACAGGAAAAUUGAACACAACCCCAAGUUCAGCUUCAAGUAAUGACAGAGACGACAGCUUGGCAAGAAACCCAGGCCUUGUGGCUAUCUUGUGCAUUUUCUUCAUCACUUUGGCCUUGGUGAUUGUGGUUGUGAUCGCUAAGAUGAUCCGCUGCAGUAAAACCUCGCAAUUUGAAAGGCUGGAUGACGUACCUAUGAACAAGGUGAACGAGGAAGCACCAUUUGCUCAAUACCCUCCAAAAUAGACAAGACUUUCAAGACUUUCAUGGUGUGGGCAACAGGCAUGACAGUGUAAAUGCAGACUGGAAAAUGGGUGGAGUUAUGGAUAGAGUCCAAAAUGUCCUGCUUCAUGGAAAACCUGUAGCGCAUUGUUAAUAUGUAGCAUAAUUACAUGUCACACAUGUUUCAAGAACUAGAAAUGAUAAAUACUUUAAAAAUCUGAA
Messenger RNA from Ictalurus punctatus (channel catfish), 976 nucleotides. RefSeq lists its product as uncharacterized. Lineage: Eukaryota; Metazoa; Chordata; Actinopteri; Siluriformes; Ictaluridae. The transcript is spliced from 4 exons. The record is from RefSeq and is a predicted model, not a curated record. The coding region runs from base 92 to 778 and encodes 228 amino acids.